Silurus meridionalis is the source of this 3027-nucleotide messenger RNA. RefSeq names its product ral guanine nucleotide dissociation stimulator-like 3a (gene rgl3a). Gene Ontology annotation, molecular function: guanyl-nucleotide exchange factor activity. The record is from RefSeq and is a predicted model, not a curated record. Gene Ontology annotation, cellular component: plasma membrane. Gene Ontology annotation, biological process: Ras protein signal transduction; positive regulation of GTPase activity. The transcript has 19 exons. Bases 455 to 2659 code for a protein of 734 amino acids. Lineage: Eukaryota; Metazoa; Chordata; Actinopteri; Siluriformes; Siluridae.
CAUCUCUGCAGCUGUGUGUCUCUGAGAGCAGUGUGUGUGCAAAACGUGUAAGACUGAAGAAACUCCCGCGAGACACUGAAGUCUGGCUUACACACUUCACCCUGCUGAAUACACAACAUGAGCUGCAGGAUCUCACCGUGACGUAAUCACGCAGGGCUCUAUAAACCACGCCCAUUGUCAACCACGCCCACCCGAGAACCCGAGCGUGUGCGGUGUGUCCGAGUCCGGAGCAGGCGAGCGCGCGCAUCAGUGUUCACACAGCCUUGAGUGUGUUCGUGUGUUCGUGUGUGUGUGUGUAUAUAAAUAUAAAUAUUAAGCUCCUGUGUGAGCGGAACGCUGGGAGUUUGUUCGGGCUGUAUGAUGGUGUUUGUGAAGAGAGCUGCUCAGGGAUCUGUCCUGUGACUGGAGCUGAUCUUCACCUCAGCGCCUCACACACCACUGAGAGAACAGAGUUAUGGGGAAAUGGCAGCUGACUUUGGACCCGGUGCAGGAAUGGGGGGAGGAGGUGGAGGAUGGUGUGGUAUAUGGGGUGACCCUUCACAGGGAGCCGGCAUGCCCCUCCCCCUCAGGGCAGCUGGGCGUGGGCUGUAUGCAGUACCGUACACUGAAGGUGCGCAGGGUGAAGGCGGCCAUGUUGGAGCACCUCGUCACUGAGUUGGUGAAGCCCCAGUGUGAUGAACCUGACUAUGCCCGAAUCUUCCUCUCCACCUACAGAGCCUUCACCUGCACCAACACACUCAUCAACAUGCUGUUUCAAAGGUGUGUGUGUAGGGAAGACAAAAUCAACGAUUUGGACAAGAGUGUAUGUGUGAGGAGUUCUCUCCCAGCGUUGGUGAAUCUGUGGUUGGAGGAGUUUGCUGAGGACCUGAGAGAUUCUCCUCACCAUUCCUCACUCCGUCUCCUCUCCCUCCAUCUGCGUCAUCGCCUGUGUUUUAGACGCCUCGCUCAGCACACAGACAGUCUUUAUCAGACUUUUCAGGAAGAAGACAUUCGUGUUAAGAACGGGCCAAAAGUCACUGAUGUUCCUGGAGAAGAAACAGGAAGUGUUCUGAGCUGCUCCGCCCAGGACAUCGCUGAGGAACUCACCAGAUUGGAUGCAGCUCUGUUUGUGCGCGUGGUUCCGUUCCACUGUCUCGGCUGUGUCUGGUCUCAGAGGGAUAAGAAGGAAAACCGGAGCUUAGCACCCAGUGUGAGAGCGACCAUCACCCAGUUUAACUCUGUCACUAACUGGGUCAUCACCUCGCUGCUCUGCCCGCCCACAACCCCAAACUCCACCCCUAACUCCACCCCUAACUCUCCAAAGUCACCCAGAUCACCCAGAGUGCACCCCCACUGCCACCACACAAGCCCCUCCCACCGUGCGCAAAUCAUUGAGAAGUGGAUCUCCGUGGCUCAGGAGUGCCAUCAGCUGAGGAAUUUCUCAUCCCUACGUGCGAUCCUGUCUGCUCUGCAAUCUAAUGCUGUGUAUCGCCUCAAAAAGACCUGGGCUACAGUCAGCAAAGAGAGUCUGGCCAUCUUUGAUCAUCUGUGUGAGAGCUUCCCUGAUGAAAACUGUGUUAUGGUUAACAGAGAGAUUCUGGAGGACAGUAAUGAGCACACAGAGGAGAACCUCUCCACAGCACUCAGAUCUCCUAAACUCAGUCCAUCCUCCAAGCACACGAGCUACAGUGGGGGGGAGGUGCCAUACCUGGGGACUUACCUGACUGUCUUGACCAUGUUGGACACAGCACUACCCGACACAAUAGAGAGUCGACUAAUCAACUUUGAGAAACGAAGAAGAGAGUUUGAGGUUUUGUCUCAGAUCCGUCAGUUGCAGGUUUCAUGCUCUCUCUAUUCUCUUCCGUCUCACCCCUGUGUCUCCCACUGGCUCAACAGUUGCUCACCUCUGUCUGACCAGCAGAGUUAUGAUCUGUCCAGAAAACUGGAGCCCCCAGUGGAUUCAUGUCCUGGUUCACCAAGCUGGAGCCAUCGACUCAUCAGCAAAAAACUUGGCUUGUUGCUGAGCAGCAGUGACGGCUCUAGAAAGAAACCCCUCUUGGAUCAGAUGAGUGUUUCCUCUUCAGGCUCGAGCAGCUCUGAGAUGGACGAUUAUUCCUUUACACUCCGCCCCAAAUCACAGUCUGGAUUGUGUUUGAACAUCUCAGCAGACGCCUCUGGUUCAUGUCCUGAUCCAAACUGCAGCUCUCCUACUUCCUCCUCCUCUCAAUCUGAUGUCUCCACUCUGAGCUCUGAUGGUGCAUCUCCAUCUCCAUCACCAUCACCAUCAUCAUCCUCCUCCUCCUCGUCCCAGGCUGUGUAUAAUAAGCAGAGUGACAGCUGCAUCAUCAGAGUCAGCAUGGCGCUCCACAGCUGCAACAUCUACAAGAGCAUACUGAUAAGCAGUCAGGAUAAGACGAGUCAGGUGAUACAGAGAGCUCUGGAGAAACACAAUGUGGAGAAUAUGAGCUGUAACGACUUCACACUCACACAGAUCCUAGACUGUGAUAAAGAGUUGUUGGUUCCUGAUAAGGCGAAUUUGUACUACGCCAUGUGUCCCUCAGACAGUUAUGACUUUGUUCUGCGUCCACGUUGGAGGACUCACAGUCUGUGCUCCAGUCCUGCUGUUCUGCGCAGAGCUCACAACUGCUGCUCUAAAUCUUCCUGGAUCACACGUCUAUGAGCUUCACCACUUUCUGUCUCUCCCUCCGUGUGUGAAAAUGAUUUUAAACUGAACAGUUCAGUAACAAGAGACACGGCGUCGCCACACUGCAAUCUUUCAUUAUUCACCACAAAAUCCCCACACUUCAGCUCUCAUUUUCCCUCAUUACUGAUGUUUUAAUGGUGUGUGUGUUCGCUGCAGCAGUCAGUCAUGGUAUGAUUUUGACGUAGAUUUGCCUAAACACUGUACAGAUAUUUAUAUUUAUAAUUUAUUGUGUACAGUAAUUAUUAUACAGAAGUCUGUAUUUGGUGUGUUUUCUGUAUAGAUUAUAUAAUUUAUUUUUUUCUUUCAAUUUAAAUGAUUUUAAUCAAUAAAUGCUUUGUGGGUAA